Molecule: messenger RNA, 847 nt
Organism: Aspergillus sclerotioniger CBS 115572
Lineage: Eukaryota; Fungi; Ascomycota; Eurotiomycetes; Eurotiales; Aspergillaceae
Product: GAF domain-containing protein
Exons: 4
Coding region: 198-764 (188 amino acids)
Cellular component (GO): cytosol
Molecular function (GO): L-methionine (R)-S-oxide reductase activity; protein binding
Source: RefSeq, a predicted model, not a curated record
GAAUCAUCAAUUAAUGAAAUGGGGGGAUACCACUUACUAUACUCCGUAGAUGACUGUGGAGGAAGAAAGGAACGGAUUCCCCGCAACCCCACUUAAUUUUUGCCAUCGCUUCUUCCCUUCGCGUCAUCGCCGAUUUUGCUUCCUCCUCCAACAUCCCAAUCGCUUCAUUCCCAAUUGAAGCAUAACAUAUCCUCACAAUGCCUCACGCCGACUCCUCCUACUUCGGCUCCGCCAAUGGCUCCAAAUCCGAAGUCUACACACAGGUCCUCGAGCAGGCCCGCGGUCUAGUCUUCGACCAGCGCAACUGGGUCAGCAACUUCUCCAACGUCGCCUCUCUCCUCUGGCACGCUUACGCCGCUCUCCCCGCCCCCUCUUCCUCCGUCAACUGGGCAGGUUUCUACAUCCGACAGGACAAAUUCCCCUCCCUGAAUCCCAGCAAUACCUCGGAGCCCAAAAAGCCCGUUCUGCUUCUCGGUCCUUUCCAAGGUCGGCCCGCAUGUCAGGAGAUUCGGUUCGGGCGGGGCGUGUGCGGUACCGCGGCGGAGAAACGCGAAACGGUGGUUGUGCCGGAUGUGUUGAAUUUCCCGGGCCAUAUUGCUUGUGAUGCGAGUAGUCGGAGUGAGAUUGUGGUGCCGAUUUUGGUUAAUGGGGAGACGAUUGCGAUUAUUGAUGUGGAUUGUGCGGAGCCGGAUGGGUUUGAUGAUGAGGAUAAGAAGUAUUUGGAGGAGUUGGCGGCAUUGUUGGCUGAGUGUUGUGAUUGGUAAAGGGUCUACGAUAUAUAGAUAUCUACUUCGUAGGGUGUGUAAUGAUACUAGGUGUUGGAAUGUUAAUGGUUUGCAUGUCGGCA